AUGACGCGGAACGCGGACGUCGAAGAGACCAGGCUCUUUCACCAUAGAGUCAUUUGGACCGAACAACCAGUUGAAAUUUGUGAUGAAUCGCUUACUGUGCAAUAUGUGAAUAAAGCUUAUGAAUCUCAUACUGGUCAUGCGAGGAGUGAAGUUAUCGGUACGAAAUCUUCUGAAAUGCGUCGGAAAUCGUUACAAGCAUGCACUUAUCGAGCUAAAGAUGCUGAAGUAGAUCGCCGACCAAGUACGGAUUGGCAUUGUUUUCAAAUUCCUGGAAGUUCACUUAGGUAA
Molecule: messenger RNA, 288 nt
Organism: Dracunculus medinensis (Guinea worm)
Lineage: Eukaryota; Metazoa; Nematoda; Chromadorea; Rhabditida; Dracunculidae
Source: the annotation of a GenBank genome assembly